Molecule: messenger RNA, 4389 nt
Organism: Anarrhichthys ocellatus (wolf-eel)
Lineage: Eukaryota; Metazoa; Chordata; Actinopteri; Perciformes; Anarhichadidae
Gene: mlxipl
Product: MLX interacting protein like
Exons: 17
Coding region: 197-3031 (944 amino acids)
Biological process (GO): regulation of transcription by RNA polymerase II
Cellular component (GO): nucleus
Molecular function (GO): DNA-binding transcription factor activity, RNA polymerase II-specific; protein dimerization activity; RNA polymerase II cis-regulatory region sequence-specific DNA binding
Source: RefSeq, a predicted model, not a curated record
ACAACAGUCCACACACACAUUGUCCCGAGCUGUGCUGUUGACGGAGACACUUGUCUCUCAGCUGACAGAUGAGGGUCCUCGGUGCUGUUAGCGAGCGCCUCUUCUUUCAGGAGUCAGUGGAGUAUGUGAGGAAGACGGGGGGAGUCAGCUGAGGGGAAAGUUCACAGUCAGUCCACGCCACGAACGACGACGCGCCAUGGCGGGCAAAGGGAGAGUUUGUUCGGCCGGACGGAGCCAGCAGCUGCACAACUCCUCGGACUCGGACUCGGAGGCGGACGGUGGACCCGUCCGAGUGGUCUUUGGCGCCGGGCCGCCCGCGGGCUCCUUCCCGUGCAGCCAGGUGAUCCACAGCGGGCACUUCAUGGUGUCGUCCCCCCACAGGGACUCCGCGUCGCGCGGGAGGAAGAGCGGUGGCGCCACGAGAUACGACUUCGACACGGUGAACAGGACGUGGUGCCACACGUACCGGUACGGCCCGCUGAGCUCCGGGAGCCUGAGCAUCGACCCCACUCUGACCCGCCUGUUCGACUGCAUGUCCCUGGCCUACAGCGGUAAGAUAGUCUCCCCCAAGUGGAAGUCUUUUAAAGGGCUGCGGUUGCUGUGGAGAGAUAAGAUCCGUCUGAACAAUGCGAUCUGGAGAGCUUGGUUCAUUCAGUAUGUGGAGAAGAGGAAGAGCUCGGUGUGCGGGUUCGUCACGCCGCUGGAGGGCUCGGAGUCCGAUUCACAUCGGAAACCUGAAGCAAUUGUAUUAGAGGGCAGCUACUGGAAGCGAAGGAUCGAGGUGGUGAUCAAGGAGUAUCACAAGUGGAGGAUUUACUAUAAGAAGAGGCUUCAGAAAAAGAAGGAUGAUAUUCUAUCAAUGCUACAAGAGGGUCAGAUCUGCCAGGCCAAGCUGGAGAAAUGGUCCAAUCAGAUGUACCAGCAGCCUGAGGCUGCGCCGGUGGAGGUCCACAUGUUUGACCUGGACUGCCUCCUGUCCGACAUCUCCGACACCCUGUUCACCAUGACGCAGAAGCCGUGUCCCUGGGCCGGUGACCUACACGACACGUACACCAGCAACGCUGAUAUAAUCCAGCCAGGUCUGACUCCGCUGCAGCCCAACCUGGAUGAUUUCAUGGAUAUACCAGAUAUCUUUAUGAACUACCGGGGCCAGCCCACUGAGCAGACUGUUUUUGCUGACUGUGGCUAUUUUGAGAGCUCGCCCAGCACAGCGUUUGCUCCGCUCACCUCCUCUGUGGGGACGGCUCCUCGGCUGCUCCUCGACACCCAGCUGGCUCAGCCCAAUCUGUCGUCUGCCGGUUUGCCUCAGCCCUCCUCAUCCAAUACCCGGCCAGACCAGACCAGUCAGGGCCAGGUUUGCGGUGAAUACCACACAUCUAGUAUCAUAUCGGGCGCCAUGCCCUACGGACAUCAAUCGUACCCCGAUCCAGCUGUGUCUAUAGCGUUCACCAACAGCAUCGAGCAGCCGGCCUCUUCAAGUAUUCCCUUUCUGUACCCGCUGCCAUGCCACAAGUUUGGUUACUACACAACCACCAGCGAGACCCCCACAGUCAUCACUCACACCGCCUCCACCAUGGGGGCCCAGGGCUCCGUGCACCACCAGGCUCCUGGCUACCCUCACACAGGGGACACGUACCCCCAGACCCCCUGCCACUCUCUCAGUUACCCGGAGACCGUGUCUGACCUGGUCCACACAGCGCUGCCCUCAUGCACCGAUGCGGCCCACUGCUUCUCGGUCCCGGAGCAGGUGGCCGUCACGGGGGUCAGAGGGAAGCACAGGCAGAAGACGGGAGGAGUGAAAACUGUCGGUCCCUCUGUGGCGCCGGCCAACCCGCCGUCCACUGCGACCACACCCACUAGCUGCCUGGCCAAGCUGCUCUCCUCCAGCGCCCGUGAACGGAAGCCACCGCUACGAUUUGAUACUUCUCUAGUGACAGCCAAAGGUCAGAGGUCAUCAUCGCCCAGCUCCUCGCAGUCAAGCAGCAGCGCUCAUGUCGGAGGAGCUUCGUCGCAGCUGCAGCAUGGAGCCGGUUGGCCGGCAGGGAUCCCACUGUUGACGCCUCCGCACUGCCAGAGUGCCCCCCUGGGUCACAGCGGACCCCACGCCAGCACCUCCAGAGGCUUGGCCGUGUCCGCCCCGCUCACCCACGGCUCCUCCACAAACAUCGGCUCAACCCUCCUCAUUCCCAAGACCGAGAAACUAUCUCCUGUCCAGCUCUACGGCGCGGAGAGGAGCAGCCUAACAGUUCAUUUUCCAGGACGUACAGGCCAGACGUCGCCACCAAACCCUUUGGAUAGAAUCUCCAACCCCGAGUCCCCACACUCGUGCUUCUCAGGACAUGGAAAGAUAGAAUCAAGUAAGCAAACAGAGACCAGAAGGAUAACUCACAUCUCGGCUGAGCAGAAGAGGCGCUUCAACAUCAAACUGGGAUUUGACACGUUACAUAACCUCGUGACAACGCUCAGCUCUCAGCCGAGCAUAAAGAUCAGCAAAGCCACCACACUGCAGAAGACUGCCGAGUACAUCAGUAAGAUGCAGCAGGAGAGAGCUCAGCUGCACGAGGAGGCUCAGAGACUCAAAGAGGAGAUCCAGCUCCUGAACUCUGCUGUCAACGCGUGCCAGCUGCAGCUGCCGGCCACCGGUGUGCCCAUCACACGGCAGCGCUUCGACCACAUGAGGCAGAAGUUCCGAGAGUACGUCCAGGCACAGACGCUGCGAAACUGGAAGUUUUGGAUCUUCAGCAUCAUCAUCGAGCCGCUGUUCGAGUCCUACAAUGGAAUGGUGUCCACUGCCAGCGUGGAGGACUUGUGUCAAUCCACUCUGUCCUGGCUGGACCAGCACUGUUCCCUGCCUGCCCUAAGACCCAUGGUUCUGAGUUCACUCCGUAUCCUGAGUACAACCACGGCCAUCCUGACAGACCCCAGCCUGGUGCCGGAGCAGGCCACCCUCGCCGUCACCCAGGGCGGCCCCGCUGCUGCCCUGGACCACUCCUUACAGCCCGCCACCCAGGACAAUAUGCACCCCAUGUGACCGAGAAGAACAGACUCAGUGGAAACUCAACUGGAAUCCACCGCAAUGCACAGAAGACCACAAGUCCGAGGAGAGCCUGUGGAGUGGUUUAAAAAGACUGGACGCUCAUCUCCCAGACUUUUACUAAUGCAUAGUCACAUUCCAAGUAAAAAAUAAUGUAUUCUAGUACACCCAUAAAAUCCCGAGGAACUAUAUGUGAUUCAUGCUUAAAUUCUUGUAAAAGCAUAACAUACUUGUACUAUACAAGCAAAAAGUUUAGAUGAAGUUCAGUCACUGUGAAUGGCUUCAAUUUCUGUUUAAAUACUUUGGUAACAUGAGCUGACUGCAUUUAUUCUCAAUUCCUUUCACAUCUCAGGUUGUCUUUUUUGUUUAUAGUAUAUUAUUGUCUUCAAUCAGACAUUUUCUCACUACAAUGUCUUAUCGCACCUCAUACUUAUCUCACUCUGUAUUGGGCAUCACACACCAGUGCUAGUAUAAAGUAAGAGAAAACAAGUUAUAAAGUUAAGCAGGGGUUAUUUCAGAAUAUUAAGUUAAGUGGUUCUCAAAGUGGAGUUUGCGGACCAUCAGGGCUCCUUGAAGGCGGCCCAGAGGGUCCCCAGUAAACUGAACAAUACGAAACAUAUUUCCUUUGAAUCAGGACAAAAGUCAUUUUAACUCUGUGUCAAAUGCCUAUGCGUCUACUGUUACUUAAACAUUCUUUUUUUGGGGGGAUAAAUCAUUUACCGUCACAACCUCCAAACCUAAGACACAGCAUGCAGUUUAUAGAAGAACAUUCCUGAAUACACUGACACAGGUCUUUAUCACAGCAGACAUUUUGACUACAACUGGUACUAAUAACAGAGGGCUCAGUUGGAUUCGAGUGGCCCAUUCAGCAGUGGCAGUGAACCAGCAUACACAACACCAGGGGCCUGGAACUGCAGCUAAAUGGAAUUCAUCCAUCAGCAGCUUAAUUAUUUACACCUGUGCGUUUCCUCCUGCGACAUGUCGAAAUGUCUUCCGCUAAAGAAGGGAUAUGCCUUCCAAAUGAUAACAUAAGUGAACCACCAGACUAUUGCUCAUGUUUAGGACAAUGUCGUUUACACAGAAAAAUGGUGUACUCACCACGCUAGGUGACGCUAUCACAGUGCAUUUGACUACAUUUCGUUGUGAGCUGCAGGUGCUCCUCCGGUCCAACAGCGGGCGCUGCGCCUGUAGGCGGGCCGGGAGAGGCGCAGUGUGGUGGGUUUUUGUUCCCAGAUCUCUUCGGUGCGCUGUCCACUUCAGCACCACAAGCCGAGCAGAGGCAGCGGGGCUGCUAGCUAACGCCGAAAAGGAGUGACGGAAGACGCGGUCCAACAUCAGCACUGACCCCCCCCCCC